UGGGAGGAGUUGACGUCUUGUAAAACAGAUCGUUUUGUUGUUGUCCUUUUCGAAACGUUUCAGUCACCGAGUCAGCGAGGUGGAAAUGAAACCAAGUGCGUUCCCAGUAUGUUUACUGUCGCUCCGCUUUUUAAGUCUGCAGUCGCUUCAUUAACAAACAUGGGCAAAGAACAUACAUGUUUUUAAGUUCGUCCCUCGUCACUUCUGAAACCCUCUAACACCCCUGGCAGGAUUUCUCUGAAUAUUGGGCGACUGUGUAAAUAUUUGCUGGAUGGAAGGUGAGCCGUUAUUGACGGGGAGCAUAAGCCGGGGUUCUUGUGAUUAUGGAUCUCACGAUAGUGUUCAGCAACAUGAAGAAUCGCCAAGAUCAAGACGACUGUCCUACUCCGCUACUGACGACUCCCGUCCCAUUGAAGAGGAUGGAGACCUCUAUGUCCAACAGGCGGUUGUAUUUAUUGAGGAUGCAAUUCAGUAUCGGUCCAUCAAUCACAGAGUUGACUCUGGAUCGUUGCGAUUAUAUCGAUGGUAUUACUCGAGCAUAUGCCAGUGGGGUCUGGGGUUCACUAUUGCCAUUGUGCUUGCUCUGGCCUUCAUUGAGAGACCCUCCUCUCUGUCCUACACCUCAGACAUACGUUUCAAACCCAAACCCUGGCAGCCACCCUGUGGACUAACGGAGGGUAUCGAGAUGGUCUGCCUUUGUAUCUUCAUCCUAGAUGUCACUGUGAAGAGCUAUUUGAUUGGAUGGGAGGGGUUCCGGAUGAACAAAUGGCUGAUUGGCUAUAUAAUAGUCAUUGCAGCAUCAGUUAUUGAUUGGAUGUUGAGUGUUAGCAUGAUGUGCGAUGAGAGUUUAAGAGUCAGGAGACUGAUUCGUCCAUUUUUCCUCCUGCAAAACUCCUCUCUCAUGAAGAAAACUCUAAAAUGUAUCAAAAGGACUCUUCCAGAGAUAGCAAGUGUUAUCCUACUUCUAGCGCUACACAUUUGUUUGUUCACCAUGAUCGGAAUGCUGAUCUUUGCCAAAUCAGACGAUUCUACGAAGAAUGGAGAAUGGGAAACAUACUUCAAAAACCUGCCUAAGGCCUUGUCCUCUCUGCUAGUGCUGCUCACCACAGCCAACAACCCUGAUGUCAUGAUUCCAGCGUACUCUCUGAACCGCGGCUAUUCUAUAUUUUUCAUACUCUUUAGUGUGUUUGGAACGUAUUUAUUGAUGAAUUUAAUGACAGCUAUUAUUUAUAACCAGUUCAGAGGAUAUCUUCUGAUGUCAGUUCAGACAUCUAUAUUUCGGAGGCGUGUGGGUAUCCGUGCUGCUUUUGAGGUGCUGUGCUGUCCGGGACGAGGACACACCAGUAGUCAAUCUGAAGGCCAUGUGGAGCGAGUGGCUGUAAACAUGUUUCUGCAGGUCAUGGGUAGAGUGCACAUGAAGUCUUACUACAGACAAGCUAUCAUUAAGGCUGCUCAGCAGUUCCCAGACGGCUUCAUCAACGGCGAGGCCUUCAAGAGGCUUUUCAAUGAGCUGGACAAGGACUUUCUCAAAGAGCAUCCACCAAAACCAGUGUACAGUUCUUCAGUCCUGCAGAAAAUCCAGUAUAUCUUCAGUCACUACUAUAUUACUGUGCUGGGAAACGUUGUCGGUUUGGCUAAUGUCUUGUGCAUCUGUACCGUCCUGGUUCUGGAUUCAGAGAAGUCCUCGUCUGAGAGGGAUUACUACUACAUGGAGAUCAUCAACUUUGUUUUCACCCUCUACUAUUUAAUAGAGAUGUUACUGAAAAUAGUGGCUUUUGGUUGGAAAGGUUAUCUCUCUUACAUAAAUAAUAUAUUUGAUGGAUUUCUCACUGUUCUCCUGCUGGCCAUUCAGAUUGCUACAUUCAUCAAAUACAGAAUUCCCAAUAAUAAAGUGGAUCUGGUUCCACAGCAUGUGAUGUCUUUGUGGGAGAUGGUUCGAUUGGUGAACAUGUUGAUUGUUUUCCGCUUCCUCAGGAUAAUUCCAGAAAUCAAGUUGAUGGCUGUGGUGGCCAGCACUCUUGUAGACCUGGUGAAGAACUUACGGGCAUUUGCUGGUAUUCUGUUGGUGGUAUACUAUGUGUAUGCGGUUCUUGGUAUCUGGCUUUUCCAGGGAGCUAUAACCGCCCCAAAAAAUAUGAGCAUGAUCUCUAACUCCAGCACGGAGAAUGCUACAGGCGUGUUCACCAUGGAUUGUGGAUCUUUUGAACAGCUGGAGUACUGGCCAAAUAACUUUGAUGAUUUUGCUGCCUCUUUGGUCCUGCUUUAUAACAUCAUGGUGGUGAAUAACUGGCAUGUCUUCACAGACGCAUACACCAGAUACACAACAGAGUGGUCUUUGGUGUACUUUGUGGCUUGGUGGUUAACAUCGUCAGUCAUGUGGGUCAACUUGUUUGUGGCUCUCAUUUUGGAGAACUUCACAUAUAAAUGGGACAGAAGUAAUGCGUUAUCUGUUGCGGAAGUGGAGAUGAUUGCUUAUCAAAGCACAGUGCAGCUGAUGUUCAGAGAGCAUGUCCAAGAGCCGACAGAAGAAGAAUUACUUGCUAAACUCCAACAACACCCUCAUCUCCACCUCGGCUGGUGACCCAUAGCAUAUGCACCCUCAUUUCCAUCUCACGUGGUGCCUUUUAUUCAAGGACAUAAUUGCACCAAAACAAACCCAGAAUCCUCCAGGACUCCAUCACUUCUGUGUAGGCCUCAUGUUUACAUAUCCAUCAAUUUCUGAGGACCUGUUUCCUAUUAUAGGCUCUGUGGUGCUUCAGGUUUGCUUGGGAAUGGAUAUAUGUGUAGCUUUAAUUUAAAAAGAGGCUGUAGCUCAAGAGUAAAGUGACUGCAGAGAUCUUGUUUUAUCCUCAGGACAACCUUUAGAUUACACUAGUAUUCAGUUCUCACUAUCAGUAGCAAUAUGUUUUGGCUUACCCAGACUAUUGGAAGGAGUUCACUGUUCAAAAGUCUUUGUUUUGUGAGAAAGCAGUCACACUAUUGCAGUACCAUAUAUUCUUUCAUUUCUUUUCUUGAGCCUGUUACAGUCGAACAACAAAAUACAGUUAAUGGAAGAUUUUUAGAAAAGCUCACAGGUGGGUCUGGAGCUAUGAGCUUUUUUUUUAAAACCAUGGAAAACAAAGGGACAAGGCACAUUAAUGUGUUAAAUGCAAUAUAUUUUUUGAUCGUUUUAUUAAGUCUUUGAUUCUAUUUUAAACUGUGUGCCAUAUCUUCUUUUAUUUACAAUUUUACUGUGUAUUUUACAGAAAUCUUAGUGGAUACUUCAUGCACAUUUCUGUGACCUUGGUUAUUAUUGUAACUCUCAGCUGGAAACUUAGUGGCACAGUAGCUAUUUUUACAGUGUUUUAUUUUAGAUAUCAACUGAUAGAAUUUUGCUGUGCAACUUAAUAUUUGGCAUAAAAGAUUUAGCAAUACCACUGUGUUGUUUUCUUUAUUUUUUAGUACUUGUUACAUGGUUAAUAAUGUGCAGGCACAUCAGGUUUUUAUCAUGCUUUAGUUUUCUGGAGCAUGCUUUGCAUCAAAUAAACUUUAGAUGACAUCACAUAAGACCA
Messenger RNA from Myxocyprinus asiaticus (Chinese sucker), 3551 nucleotides. It is a transcript of the gene tpcn2, whose product is annotated as two pore segment channel 2. Gene Ontology annotation, molecular function: monoatomic ion channel activity; voltage-gated channel activity. The coding region runs from base 272 to 2581 and encodes 769 amino acids. NCBI's taxonomy places the organism in Eukaryota, Metazoa, Chordata, Actinopteri, Cypriniformes, Catostomidae. Gene Ontology annotation, biological process: monoatomic ion transport; transmembrane transport. Gene Ontology annotation, cellular component: lysosomal membrane. The record is from RefSeq and is a predicted model, not a curated record. The transcript has 25 exons.